This is a messenger RNA of Paecilomyces variotii, 1572 nucleotides long. RefSeq names its product 60S ribosome biogenesis protein Rrp14. The record is from RefSeq and is a predicted model, not a curated record. NCBI's taxonomy places the organism in Eukaryota, Fungi, Ascomycota, Eurotiomycetes, Eurotiales, Thermoascaceae. Bases 1 to 1572 code for a protein of 523 amino acids. Gene Ontology annotation, biological process: ribosomal small subunit biogenesis; ribosomal large subunit biogenesis. Gene Ontology annotation, molecular function: DNA binding; RNA binding. Gene Ontology annotation, cellular component: nucleolus. The transcript has 3 exons.
AUGGCUGACAUUGAGGAACGUCUGCGCAGUCAUGCCGAGGCCUUCGACGGCCUGCUAUCAUUGAUACCUGCCAAAUACUACUACGGAGAGGAUACAAGUGACCAGUGGCAGCGAAAAAAGCAGACCAAGGAACAAGCCCGCAAAGCGAAGAAGGCAAAGUUGGACCCUGACUCUGCAAAGACCGCCAAGGAUGUCAUGGAAGAAAAUGCACGAAAGCGCAAGCGCGGUGAUGAGGAGGGCGCAGAGGACGCCAGUGACAGCGACUCGUCUGUUUCAGAAUUGGGCACAGAACUACCCAAGGAAGGCCUAAAACGAGGAGACGCAAAGAAGAAACAGAAGAAAGAGGCUCAGGAGGCAGAGAAGGCUGCCUCACAGUCGAAAGAAGAGGCCGAAGAACGGAAAAAGCUGAAAGCCCAGAAAAAAGCCGAAAAGAAGGCUGCACAGCGAGAAAAGAAGAAGGCCAAGGAACUUGAGAAGAAGGAAAAGAAGCAGGAAGAAGGAAAACCUACCUCAGAGUCGUCGCAAAAGUCCCAAUCGAGUGCCAAGCCUGAGAAGCAAAAGUCUGCACCGGAGGAGGAUGAGGACGAGGACGAUGACAACGAUGCGGAUGAGGUGGAACAAGUUGAGGGCUUCUCCCUCGAUUUCAACGAAGAACCCACUUCUACCGCCUCAUCGACACCAAACUCGCCCGGCUUCGACGCCUCUAAUAAUGCUUCCGGCAGUUCAUCAAUAUCCUCUAUAGUCCCUCCCAGCGCAUCCGCAGAUACCUCCAAGAAAUCUUCAUCCGAACAACAAAAAGUGCCCAAAGCCACACCAGAGGAACUGAAGCAACGUCUACAGAAGCGUCUCGACGAGCUUCGGGCUGCCCGCCAUGCGGACGGUCUCAACGGCAGGCCCGCGCGGAACAGACAAGAGUUGAUUGAAGCGCGGCGGCAAAAGGCUGAACAGCGCAAGAAACACAAGAAAGAGCUCAGGCAAAAAGCCAAGGAAGAAGAACAACGGAAACAAGACGAGGCCAUGGCCCGACGCUUCUCACCUAGCGGAUCCGGCUCUCUUCUCGCAUCACCCCGCUCCCCGGCCGAUUCGACUGCAUCUACCUCGAACAACUUCGCAUUCGGCCGUAUUACGUUUGCAGAUGGUACACAAGUUGACCCUUCGCUGUCCAGCCUUAUCGAGGGGCACAAGCGCAAAGGUCCUCAGGACGCCAACACGGCCCUGAAGGCCGCUGAGGCCAAGCAGUCUCGUCUCGCUACCAUGGACGCAGAGAAACGCGCAGAGAUCGAAGAAAAGGACAUGUGGCUGAAUGCAAAGAAGCGCGCCCACGGCGAGCGAGUUCGCGACGACACCUCCCUCCUAAAGAAGACUCUGAAGCGCAAGGAGACUGCGAAGAAGAAGUCAGAACGGGAAUGGAAGGAACGUCUCGAGGGCGUGGCUAAGGGCAAAGAUGCAAGGCAGGCCAAGCGCGAAGAGAACCUGCGCAAGCGAAAAGAAGGCAAAGGAGCAGGUAAGGGCAAGGCCCGACCCGGCUUCGAAGGUAGCUUCAAGGCCAAGGUUGGUGGCAAGAAGAAAUAA